Molecule: messenger RNA, 500 nt
Organism: Triticum urartu
Lineage: Eukaryota; Viridiplantae; Streptophyta; Magnoliopsida; Poales; Poaceae
Source: RefSeq, a predicted model, not a curated record
AUGGGUGGCAAGGGCGGCGGUGGAGGUGGCGGCAAAGGGGGAGGAGGAGGCGGUGGCGGUGGAGGUGGAGGCGGCAGGAGCGUCGGAGGGGGAGGAGGAGGAGCAAAGGGAGGCGGAGGCGGAGGCGGAGCGAAGGGGUCAGGCGGCAGCGGGGGCGCCGGGAAGUCGUCCGGCACUGGCGGUGGCAGCGGCGGCAUGAUGAAGGCGCCCGGCGGCGACGGCGCCUACAUCUCCCGUCCCGGGUUCGAGUCCAACCCGCAGGGCUACUUCCAGGGCCUCCACGGCGCCGGAGGAAAGUAGCCGGAGACUGGGAGCGCUCUUCCCGUCUUCCGUCAGUCAGUCAAUCAGUCAGUGGAGCUUCUCGUCACUCGUCCGCAGCUUAAUUCGGCCAUGCAUGCAUGUUUACGCAUUGGCUUCUAAAUAAUGUAACCCCGUCAGAGCAGCCUGCAUGCUAGUCCAAGUCGGUCUCGUUCGCAGCUUUCGCUUGAUUGUAAUGGAAG